Molecule: messenger RNA, 3654 nt
Organism: Lymnaea stagnalis (great pond snail)
Lineage: Eukaryota; Metazoa; Mollusca; Gastropoda; Lymnaeidae
Source: the annotation of a GenBank genome assembly
ACUAUGGUUUCUAAAAAUUGUGGGAACCUCAACUUUUAACGAAAUGAAAUUGUCAGUUAACUGAAACGUUCUUCUUAAUCAAUCUUCUCUUAAUUUAGUCUUAAUGAUUCAAUCAGUUUGGAAAAUUUUGCAAGUAGUAGUAAAUUUGGGUAACUUACUUAGUAAGUCGCUAUACGUUAAUAUACUUAUCAUAAGCCUUAUGCUUAUUAUACUAUUAAAAAAAAAACACACAAAAAACCCGAUCGCCAACUAAGACAAGUGUCAAGUAGUAGUAGUAGUCCUAAGUAGUCAUUGAUUUUUCUCUGAUCCAGGUUUUACAGGUCUUCCAUGGUUCCGUCUUUUAUUUGGUUGCCCAGCUGAUUGCUGUUCUUGAAAAUUAUCUUUGGUGCCACACUUUUGAUAUGAAGUAGUGUGCCUUCAUUGUUCAUGGGUUCUAGAUUCCUUGUCACUCUUUGAUGUAAUAGUAAUAGUGGUCAUCCAUCACUAAAACUAAAAGUAUAAUAGAGGAUAUGCUCAAAACAGAUUUUAAAGAUACUGGUCUUUGAUGGGAAUUCUCAGAUUGGUUUAUCUCCAAAGGAUGUGAACAUUCUGAUAGUUUAUUGCCAUAUGUAUGUAAUUUGCAUUUACAGCUUCAUCCGAAUUUUCUAACUCAAAAUGUUUAUAAACUUUACAAGACCCUUUUUUUCUGAAGUGAUGUUAACAGUAUAGAAAGAAGCCCACCUCACAGCUAUGCUUUCUGACCAUCAUGUUUAUUUUUAUUGGGAUCUGAAAGUUUAACUGCAUAAUUUCAUAGAGGUGAAUUGAGCAUCGAACAAACUUUGAUUUUGUAAAAAUUGACUUCUCGCUGUUUACUAAAUUUCUGCCUUUAAAUUAAUAUCUGGAAACAUUCCAUUUUAUGCACACAAAAAAACUGUAUGUGUAUUUAUUCUUGUAUUUUGUGCUUAUUUGUGUAUCAUCACAUAUCAUUUAAUUCAUUAAAUUGAUAAAAUUGUGGGGUUGGGGGCCAUGUUCAUUCUUUGCCCCACACACAGUUUUUUCUGUUGCAAGGCCCUAUCAAUUGGUACACAAGACCAGCCUAAAAGUGCCAAAGAAAAUCGGAUUAAGAUUUAGGGUGAAUUUAUUUUAAAUUGCCUUAAUGUUCCCAAAGUGUUUGGUCCAUCUAAGUUAAAUACAAAAGCAUCUGGUCCUGUAAUAGAAAAGCUUGCCACAUUGUAAUUGCAUUUCAUUUGUAUGUCUUAAAUAUUUAAUUAUUCUUUCUUUUAGUAUUUGGAAGACUGUUAUAUUCAAAUGGAAUCUAAAAAUAUAAUGAAAGAGGCUCAUCAAGUUGCAGAAACAGUAACUAGAGAACUUUCAGAGGAAGAAUUAUCUAAGCUGUUAGCAGACACAGACUGUAUAGUGGAAUUUAAACAAAAUAAAUUGGAAGCUGAGGCACAGAAAAACUGGGAUUUAUUCUAUAAAAGGAAUACAACAAAAUUUUUUAAAGAUCGACAUUGGACAAAAAGAGAGUUUGAAGAGCUAGCCUGUACAACUGGGGUUUGUAUAACUAGAAUAAUGGAUUGAAUAUUUUACUGAAUUAUAAGUUAGUUCAUAAACAUUUCCAAUCAAAAAUAAUAGGUGGCUAUUUUUCAAAACUCUUCAAACAUAUUUUUUGCUAUUUUUGACAGAAUCUGAAAGAUCGUCUAAUUCUGUUUGAAGUUGGGUGUGGUGUAGGAAACUUUAUGUUCCCUUUGCUGGAGGAUAACCCAAAUCUGUAUAUCUAUGCUUGUGAUUUUUCUCCAAGAGCAGUAGAAUUUGUUAAGGUAAACUAAACAUUUUUUUAAUGAACUUUUCAUGAUAUAAUUCUAAUCACCUGGAAUUAAGAAGAAUUUCCCCUAACAAUUUUUUUGAUAAUCAUUCCUUUUUUGUUUAAGAAAGAUUGAUUUAUAGGGACUUUCAAUAACCUAAACUAUAUCAUAUUUAUUAUAUUAUGAGCUUAACAGAUUUAAUCGAUUUCUUUAAAUAUUUUUUAAAAAUUCUGCUAACAUUAAUUUAAAAAUUUGAAAGAGAGCUUUAAAACAAUUUAAUUUUCUUGGUUUUAUUUUUUCAUUUGGAUUUAGUCACACUCUCUCUUUGAUGCACACCGAUGCACAGUCUUCGAAUGUGAUAUCCUCAAAAAUGAUGUAACCUGCAAUGUUCAAAGGGAGUCUGUAGAUAUAGCUACUUUGAUUUUUGUGUUGUCUGCAAUCCACCCAGACAAAAUGGUUGAAGCAGUUCAAAAUGUUUCCAAGGUUCAUCUGAUUUUUAUUCAUGACUCGUUUUAGCUGCUUAAGUCAUAGUUUUAUUUUUAUGAAUGUUUAAACAUUUUCAUAUCUUUGACACUAAAACAAGGCCCACAAUUUAUAAUGUAAAACUAGAUUAAUUUUUAAAGGAAGCAACCACACCUUAAUUUUUAAAGGAAGCAAGCACACCAUCAUAGAAAGUAGUUAUUUUUAAAAAAUCAAGUCAAAUAGUAACAACAUGCUCAAAUCAAAUUAUUUUUGUUAUUAACUGCUAAUAUUUUUAUGGAAAUGUAGACCCUGAAACCAGGUGGACAGCUUUUGGUUAGAGACUAUGGGUUGUAUGACCAUGCUAUGUUGAGGUUCUCAAAAGGUCACAAGCUAGCUGAAUGUUUUUAUGUCCGUCAGGAUGGCACAAGGGCUUACUACUUCUCAUUAGGUGUGCUGUAUGCUAUAAUUUAUUACAUUUUUUUUACUUGUUAGUUAUGAUGCUAUUGAAGAAAGUAGAUUCAAAGAAAUUAUCAUUUCAUGAAAUAUAAGUUUUACUUUAAGAAGAAGAAAAAAAACAACUAGACCUCUAGCUGUAACUAAUUUUGAUUUUUUGGUGCAAUCUUUUAGUGCCAAUUUUCUUUUCAUCAAAUGAUUCUGUGACGAAGACCUUCAAAAAAAAAAGACAACUUUAAAUUUGUAUUGUCCACAUGCACUCAUUUGAUUUAUUUAUUUAUUUUUUACAGAAAAAUUUGAUGCAAUCAUGGAAGAAGCAGGAUUACAAAAAACUAGCAGUACCUACAUCCAAAGAUCUACAAUAAAUAAGAAAGAAGGUAUAGAUGUACCAAGAAUUUUUGUACAGGGAAAGUUCACUAAACCAUCUUGACCAAAGGCUGCCAUAGUCAGCCAUGUUGCCCACUUAAAUUAAUCUUAAGUCAACAAUAGAAACACAUCACCCCCAUAUCUGAAGGACUUUGGUUUGAAGUAUUGUCACAAUAAAAGAAAUGUUCAUGCAGUACCAUUUCAGUUUUAAUGAAGAGUUUGUUACUUGUACAUGGACUAGAUAUUAAAAAAAUAUAUUUUUUUAAAUUGACUCUAAACUUUAAAUAUUUUGAUUAAUUUGUUUUUUGUGUUUUUGUUUUGCAAGUUUAAAAUGCUGUAGAUAAAUUUAUAAAAGUGAAUGGAAAUUAUUAUUACAAAUUUUUAAUAAAACUUAAUAAAUAUUGCACUAUAAAAAUAUUUGAAAUCUCCCUAUGGCCUAUGUUACAUGCAAGGCAUUCAAUGCCUGAUGUUAUUUUUGUUGCUUACUGUUUAAAUUUAAAGGGUGGUCAAGAUCUAUGUAAACAUUGUUGUAAAGUUGUUUUAUUAGCUGUAAUAAUAUAUAAUUUUAUUUAUUGGAACAUUUUUCCUU